Sinocyclocheilus anshuiensis is the source of this 5046-nucleotide messenger RNA. RefSeq names its product vigilin-like. NCBI's taxonomy places the organism in Eukaryota, Metazoa, Chordata, Actinopteri, Cypriniformes, Cyprinidae. The record is from RefSeq and is a predicted model, not a curated record. The transcript is spliced from 28 exons. Gene Ontology annotation, molecular function: mRNA binding.
CUAUAUAUCUCACAGGCUGCUGCUCCUCCUUUUCGCCAGUGGAGUUUCACUACGAGCUUCUGCACCACACAGGGCAGACGGGAACACAAACACAAGCAAAAGCUGGCAGGCUGACAAGUACGAGCAGCUUUACAGGACGGAUUAUCUGGUAACUGACCAUUUAGCUGUGGCACACUCGGACUCCGUGUAAACGUGGAAUUUUGACCAUGAGCUCAGUCGCUGUACUUACGCAAGAAAGCUUUAAUGAGCAUCGCAGUGGCCUUCUGCCGGAGCAGGUCAAAGCUGCUGUGGCAGGCCCUAGUGGUGCUGAAGAUGAGGAUAGCCUUCCCACCUACAAGGAUGCCUUUCCCCCUCUGCCUGAAAAGCCUUUGCCAGAGGGGGUACAGGAGACUGGAAAUGCCUGGACGUCUAAGAUCAAACCUCUCAAGUCCUCAGCAAUUACCCAGGUUUUCCAUGUGCCUCUGGAAGAGCGCAAGUACAAGGACAUUAACCAGUUUGGAGAAGGAGACCAGGCUAAAGUAUGUCUUGAUAUUAUGCACAAGACUGGAGCCCACCUGGAACUCUCCAUGGCUAAAGACCAAGGCCUCUCCAUAAUGGUCUCUGGGAAGCAUGACGCAGUCAUGAAAGCCCGCAAAGAGAUUGUGUCCCGACUGCAGACUCAGGCUUCAGCUACUGUGGCCAUCCCCAAAGAACAUCAUCGCUUUGUCAUCGGCAAGAGUGGGGAGAAGCUGCAGGAGCUCGAGCUGAAGACUGCCACCAAGAUCCAGAUCCCUAGACCUGAAGACCCCAGUAACCUCAUCAAGAUCUCUGGAACCAAGGAAGGCUUGGAGAAGGCCAAGCACGAGAUCCUGCUCAUCUCUGCUGAGCAGGAUAAGCGUGCUGUGGAGAGAAUGAACAUUGAAAAGGUGUAUCACCCCUUCAUCACUGGAGCUUAUAGCAAGCUGGUGGGGGAGUUGAUGCAGGAGACAGGAGCCCGCAUUAAUGUCCCUCCACCAAGUGUGAACAAAACUGAGAUCGUCAUCACUGGGGAGAAAGAGCAGGUGGCCCUGGCCAUGGUUAAGAUCAAGAAGAUUUAUGAGGAGAAGAAGAAGAAUGCCACCACUAUUGCAGUGGAGGUGAAGAAAUCUCAGCACAAGUAUGUAAUUGGGCCUAAGGGUAACACCCUGCAAGAGAUCCUGGACAGGACCGGCGUCUCGGUCGAGAUCCCACCCCUCGACAGCAGCUCAGAGACAGUAAUCCUGCGUGGGGAGCCAGACCGGCUGGGCCAGGCACUCACUGAAGUGUAUGCCAAGGCCAACAGCUACACUGUGUCCUCAGUCUCUGCUCCCUCUUGGCUUCAUCGUUUCAUUAUUGGCAAGAAAGGACAAAAUCUGGCAAAGAUCACGCAGCAAAUGCCCAAGGUGCACAUUGAGUUCACUGAGGGAGAGGACAAGAUCACGCUGGAGGGUCCCACCAAAGAUGUACAGAUAGUACAGGUUCAGAUUGAAGCCGUUGUUACAGAUCUGGUUAGCCGAAUGGACUACACUGAGAUUAGUGUAGACCCCAAGUUCCACCGACACUUAAUUGGGAAAGGUGGCGCAAACAUUAACCGCAUAAAGGAGCACCACAAAGUGUCAGUCCGCAUUCCACCUGACAACGAGAAGAGUAACCUGAUCCGUAUCGAGGGUGACCCCCAGGGAGUGCAGGAGGCCAAGAAGGAGCUGCUGGAGCUAGCGUCACGCAUGGAGAAUGAGCGUACAAAGGACAUGAUCAUUGAACAGCGUUUUCAUCGAGCCAUCAUCGGACAGAAAGGGGAGAAAGUUAAGGAAAUUCGGGAUAAGUUCCCUGAGGUCAUCAUCAACUUCCCUGACCCAACGCAGAAAAGUGACAUUGUACAACUACGUGGACCUCGCACUGAGGUGGAAAAAUGCACAAAGUUUAUGCAGAAAGUGGUGGCUGAAAUGGUUGAGAACAGCUUUUCUGUCUCAGUCCCCAUUUUCAAGCAAUUCCACAAAAACAUAAUUGGCAAAGGAGGAGCAAAUAUAAAGAAGAUCCGUGAAGAGACUAACACUAAGAUUGAUCUGCCUGCGGAAAACAGCAACUCUGAAAUGAUUGUCAUCACAGGAAAGAAGGCAAGCUGUGAGGCAGCAAAAAACAGGAUUCUGGCCAUUCAGAAAGAACUGACUGGAGAAAUGGCUGCUGAAAAUUUAGUUUUGCAGUCACAGGAAAAAAAAGAAAUAUUACAAUUAAAAAAACAAAUGCAAUAAGCAUAAGAGGCUUAUUUCAAAAUGGAGGAGUGUGGUGGCGUGCACAUCCAUUUCCCAACAGAGGGCUCUGGCAUUGAUGCAGUGACGAUCAGAGGCCCCGUGGAGGAGGUAGAGAAAGCUAAGAAACAGCUGCUGUCCCUGGCAGAAGAUAAGCAAACUAAAAACCACACCGUUGAGCUUCGUGCCAAACCUGAAUACCACAAGUUCCUUAUCGGAAAAGGAGGUGGAAAUAUCCGCAAGGUGCGGGACAGCACAGGUGCCAGGAUCAUCUUCCCUACUGCUGAAGAUAAGGAUCAGGAGCUGAUCACAGUCAUCGGUACAGAGGAAGCUGUAGCAGAAGCACAGAAGGAGCUGGAGGCACUUAUUAAGAGCUUGGAUAACAUUGUAGAGGAUUUCAUGAUCGUCGAUCCCAAGCACCAUCGGUUCUUCGUGGCACGGCGUGGCCAAGUCCUGAGGGAGAUCGCUGAUGAGUAUGGUGGCAUUAUAGUCAGUUUCCCCCGAACUGCCUCACAGAGCGAUAAGGUCACCCUAAAGGGAGCCAAAGAGUGUGUGGAGGCAGCGAAGAAACGCAUGCUGGAGUUGAUUGAGGAUUUGGAUGCACAUGUGACCAUGGAGUGUGUGAUCCCUCAGAAGUUCCACCGCUCCAUAAUGGGGCCUAAGGGCUCUCGCAUACAGCAGAUCACUAAAGACCACAAUGUGCAGAUCAAGUUUCCAGACAGAGAGGACCAGCAAGCUCCAUCAGCUGAUGCUCCAGUUCAGGAGAAUGGAGAGGCCAAUGGAGCGGUGAAGGAGCCUGCUGAUCCUUUAGUCCCAAAGAAGUGUGAUGUCAUUGUGCUGUCUGGCCGCAAAGAGAGAUGUGAAGCUGCUGUUGAAUCACUAAAGGCUUUGGUUCCUGUGACCAUUACGGUGGAAGUGCCUUUUGAGCUGCAUCGCUACAUCAUUGGUCAGAAAGGAAGUGGAAUCCGCAAGAUGAUGGAUGAGUUUGAGGUUAAUAUUCAAGUGCCUGCUCAUGAGUUACAGUCUGACAUUAUCUCUGUUACUGGCCUGGCCUCCCAUCUUGACCGUGCUAAAGAGGGACUUCUUGAGCGUGUCAAAGAGCUACAGUCCGAACAGGAGGAUCGGGCUCUCAGGAGCUUCAAACUGACCAUCACUGUGGAUCCCAAGUAUCACCCCAAGAUCAUUGGACGCAAGGGUGCCAUAAUCACCCAAAUCCGCAAUGAGCAUGAGGUCAACAUUCAGUUUCCAGAGAAAAAUGAUGAGAACCAGGAUCAGAUUACCAUUACUGGCUAUGAGCAGAAUGCUGUGGCAGCACGUGAUGCUAUUCAGGCUAUAGUGGAUGAACUGGAGGAGAUGAUCUCUGAGGACAUCACCCUGGACAGCAGAGUCCAUGCUCGUGUCAUAGGGGCACGUGGCAAGGGAAUCCGCAAAAUCAUGGAUGAGUUUAAGGUUGAUGUUCGGUUCCCUCAGAGUGGAGCUGCGAAUCCCAAUUUAGUGACUGUGACUGGCCGUCCAGAACAGGUUGAUGAAGCCAUUGAUCACCUUCUAAACCUGGAGGAGGAAUAUCUGUCUGAUGUAGUUGAAAAUGAAGCCAAAAUGGCCUAUAUGAAGCCUUCUGGUUCCACUGCCUCCAGCAUGGAAGAACCUCGAGGCCCAUCCAAGGGCUUUGUUGUGCGGGAGGCUCCUUGGGCCACUGGCAAUGAAAAGGCCCCCGAUAUGAGCAGUUCUGAGGAAUUCCCCAGUUUUGGUGCACCUGUGACUAAUGCGAGAUCAUCUCCAUGGGGACCCAAACGUUUUUGAAAUGUCUCCUUCAGUGGUUAUGUUGCAACCUCCUGUUUCCCCUUACUAUAAUCCCUCAUUUGGAUGUGGAUGGACCACUUACCAUAACCCCCCCCCAAUCAAAACAGGUGAUAAACAUCGUUAUUAUGGGUGUGGCCUCUACCAGGUACGCCUGAAUUGGUAUGAAAUGAGUCGACCUGUUUGCAUUUUAAGAGAGAAUCACAAAUUGAAGGAAAACAAAAGUAGUCCUGGCCAUGUUUCAGGUCUGUAACAAUCCAGGUUUAAGUGAUUUUUGAUACGACUUCAUUACAAAAACAUUAUUUCAUUACAAAGGUUAUUUCUUGGGUUUAUUAAGCUGCUCUGUCUCAUAGUUGCCUUCGCAGUGGUGUUUGGGGAAAAAUAUACUGUAUACCUCUGAAAGAUGUUGCUUCUGGUUGAAGUCAGAUUUAUUCAUAGGAAAUGGGUAACCAACUGUACGUUUGUCUAGUUCCAUAGGGUAGCCAUUGUGUUGCAGACAUUUCACUUGUCUCUUUCCCCAUUCCUAAUUCCCUAACUUUGGGAAAUGAUUCCAUGCAGCCUUUACAGCUUUCCAUCUUAAAGAGGGACUCUUCACUACAGAAGUAUUUUCAAACUGCCAUUUGCUUUGGAAGUCCCAGGGAUGUAAUCUCUCAUGAAGUGGAAGUCCCAAGGUUCCCAAAGUCUCUAAAACGUACACUAAACUGCUUGUACUUUUUAAUUUUGUUUUUGAUAGUCAGAAAUCAUGUUUAUUAAAGAUUAUAAUAUUUGGAAGGAUGGAAAAAAAGACCAUUUUGUGCCAAUGAAAUGUCAAGUAAUGUCAUGUGUUACUCAUUCUUGCUAAUGGGUCCGUGUCCAGCCCUUUUUUGUCUUCCAAUUGCUAUGCAGGUUGGUCUGAAACCAUAGCAAUGGCCCUCUUAAUAGCCUUAUAAGAAUUAUGCAAAAAUGUCAAAGGAAACCAUUAUGGAAAACACUGGAAAAUAAACUGUCCAAAAAGGAAAAUAAAAAU